CUGCAUACCAAGCAACUAGUCACUUCAUUUUUCUGUUUGCCAACGCAGUCUGUCAUAGGUUCAUCGACGCCUUAUAUACCAGUAAUUCAUGAGUGACCAUAAUUUCCUUCAUGUCAAGUUUCGGACUACUUGCGCAGUCGGAAGCCAGCGGUCGAAUCCGCCUCGUUGCAAUGGACGAUGUCCAGUUCGCUGCUUUCAGUCAGCAGCUGUCUGCAAUUGGUACUAGGGAUCUCGCUGGAUGCUCUGUGGUGGCCAUCACAUCGCCAUAUGGUGCAAUUCUUGCCCAUAUUCCUCCAGUGCCAUAUGCUACACAAGACCCAUAUGCCGGAGACCGACAUGUUCAGGAAAUGAUGAUCCGAGUUCAGAGCCUGUACACUCAGCACAGGAGCUACUUCCCAGCCGCGAAUACCUUUGUUGUUUGUGCUGUAUAUGAAGGAGAGGUAGCACUUCCUGACCAGAAACGAAUCAUCGAGACACAUGUACAACAGAUGGGCCUUACUUUCCGUCCCGUCCAUUAUGUUACCCCCCGAAACCCUUUGAACCCUGGACAUGGGACGGUCCUUGUGGAUGCAGUCAACGUUUCUGGCCAAAUGCCAGCAGUGUAUAUUGAAGACAGACCAGUCCCUGACCAUCAGCAGCCCUCUGAGUGGGUAUGGGAUGAGGCAUACCGGCGUUUUAGACGAUAUGUGAACGGUCAAUGGGAGUGGGCUUCUUAAAGUUGAUGAAACGAG
Molecule: messenger RNA, 731 nt
Organism: Xylona heveae TC161
Lineage: Eukaryota; Fungi; Ascomycota; Xylonomycetes; Xylonales; Xylonaceae
Exons: 2
Coding region: 111-716 (201 amino acids)
Source: RefSeq, a predicted model, not a curated record